Messenger RNA from Caenorhabditis bovis, 1374 nucleotides. Lineage: Eukaryota; Metazoa; Nematoda; Chromadorea; Rhabditida; Rhabditidae. The record is from the annotation of a GenBank genome assembly.
AUGAAUGAAUUCACAACUACCUCAUCUCCCACAACGAAGAAAGGUCUCAUCGAUCGUGUUCGUGAUAAAAUUGGGAUAGCGAAAAGUACAACAAUUAUGCCUGCAAUUAGCACCGAAACUCCAACUCGCGGGUUUUUCGGUCGAUUAUACGACAAGGUCAAAAACGCGCUACAAGGCAACGCCGGCACUCAAGAGUCGCCGGUGAAAAAAUAUGGUAUGAAGGCGGUGAAGUGGUUGGGUCCAAAGGUCUUGAAGAAAAUUCGAGAGAACUUCCAUUCUGCGUUCUAUUCGACGGACGAGGAAUUCCCGACGCAACUUCAGAAUUUUGAGGAUCACACGCUCACCGACAUCAAGGUUUUGAAGGAGAAAGUCGGACGAUUGGAGAAAUUGAUUCAAGGAUUGCAGAGUGUGAUUAUGGGAGAAUGGAAUACGACUGAAAGCGGCUCAAAGUACAAAUUGUUCGAGGAGAGACGAAAUUGGGAUGAUGCCGAGAAAAAGUGUCAGUCAUUUGGUGCGCAUCUCGCCGUUAUUGAUAAUGAAGCCAAGAAUAACUAUGUGAAAUCACUUCUCGACGACAGCCAAACGGCCGAUUAUGCCUGGAUCGGAAUGAAAACGAAGACCACAUCUCAAACGACGUCGUUCACAAACUUCGCUUCCGAAAACCCCAUCGACGGUUGCGCAGUGCUCGACAAAAAAGGCAUUUGGACGAUUCGCUCACCGGGGUACAGUAACAUUCGAGAUCCCGGAGCAGCAGCACCUUCCAACAAGCAAACUCUGAAGCAGAUAUAUUUGUCGGUUUUGGAGCGGAAACGCGAAUCGUUUAAAGCUGCAAGGAAUCGCGGAUUCAAAAGACUAUUCCAAACUUAUAAGAAUAAGGAAGAGGUCGAGACUCAUCAAUAUGAUGUGAAGAUUGGAGAUCGCAUGAUUCCGGUGUUCAAACAUACCCAAAUGCAAGACUUGAAUUAUAUUGUGGAUGCAUUUGUUAAAGAGGUCGAGCGCAUUCAACAAAUUGUCAUCAACACCUGGAACACGACAGACUCCGGCUCGAAGUAUAAGCUGUUCGAUGAGCCGAAAACGUUCGAAUCCGCCGAGCAGCAUUGCGCAUCGUUUGGAGCAUAUCUCGCGAUCAUUGAUAAUAGCGCAAAAAAUGAUUUUGUGACAAAGCUUCUCGAAGAAUCGCACAAAUCGGUGGAAGAUGCUUGGAUCGGACAGCGGAUGACUAAUGGGAAAAGCGUUGCCAGAGAUGAAGAAUGCACAGUCAUCGAUCGCUCCGGCAACUCGAAGGCGUCGAAAGCGUGCCUUCAAAAGCUGCCGUUCAUCUGUCAGGUGAUCAAAGUCGCCAGCGAAGUAAUCAUCGAAAAAUCACCCAAUUAA